AUGGGACUGUCUAUGUUCUACGACAAGAGACUGCCCUAUAAGGAUCGUCUGAAUUUCCUAGACUAUGCCCACGCGAAAGGUGUUACUUUUUGGGACUCAGCUGAUGUCUAUGCUGACAAUGAAGACAUCCUCGCAAAUGGCAAGCGCGAUGACAUCUUCCUUGCGACCAAGUUUGGCAUCAAACAACAUCCCGGCCAGCCAUCAUCCAUCCACAACGGUCCAGAAUAUGUCCGUGAAGCGUGUCUCAAAAACCGUGGCUGUCUCGGGCUAAAGCCAGGCGAUGCCAUCGAUCUAUACUACUGUCAUCGGAUUGAUCCCAAUCAACCAAUUGAAAUUACUGUCGCUGCAAUGGCAAAGUUGGUGGACGAAGGCCUGGUCAAGUAUCUUGGCCUGAGUGAAUGUUCAGCCGACACUCUCAGACGCGCCUAUCGUGUUCAUCCUAUCGCAGCCGUGCAGAUUGAGCUCUCUCCCUUCGCCAUUGACAGCUUGAAGAAUGGUCUGAUCGACGCAUGCCGUGAGCUUGGGGUUACAGUUGUUCCAUAUUCACCAUUCAGCCGUGGGUUCUUAACUGGUAAACUGCGGAGCCCAGAUGAUCUUGAUGGGAAUGAUCGUCGUCGCAUCCUGCCCCGAUUUUCCAAUGAGAACUUCGACAGAAAUUUGGCCAUCGUGAGAAAGAUUGAGGAGUUGGCCCUGAAGAAGCAUUGUUCUGUGGGACAACUUACUUUGGCCUGGAUAUCUGCACUCUAUGACAGAAUCAUCCCGAUUCCCGGCACUACGAAAUCGCAAAAUUUGGACGAAAAUAUUAGCAGUCUCAGUGUUGAGCUUACCGAAGGGGAUAUCGAGGCAGUGAACAGAGUUGCAUUCGCAGCGGACAUUCAGGGUGACCGUCACCCGAAGAGUAUGAUGCCCUAUCUGUAUGUUGAUACAGCCCCUCUAAUGGGAACUGAUGUUUAA
This is a messenger RNA of Penicillium salamii, 954 nucleotides long. NCBI's taxonomy places the organism in Eukaryota, Fungi, Ascomycota, Eurotiomycetes, Eurotiales, Aspergillaceae. The record is from the annotation of a GenBank genome assembly.